AUGUGGCGCAACCGACUGCAGCACGUGGCCCGCCGCCUCCACACGGACGCGCGCAAGUGCGUGCUCAUCGUCGGCGCUGGCGACAGCACGGGCGCCGAGAUCGCCAAGGCAUUUGCCCGCGACGGCUUCACUGCCUGCUGCGUCCGGCGCGACGCCGACAAGGCCAAGGAGCUCGCUGCGACCAUGACCGCCGAGGGCCUCGCCGCCGAGGGCUUUGGCAACCGUCUGGGUCCGAUCGAGGUCGCGGUCUUCAACGUCGGCGCCAACGUCCGCUUCCCGAUCACGGAGACCACGUCGCGCGUCUACCGCAAGGUGUGGGAGAUGGCGUGCUUCUCGGGCUUUCUCAUGGGCCGCGAGGCCGCGGCCCGCAUGCUACCACGCGGUCGUGGCACGAUUCUCUUUACAGCCACGUCUUGCCAUAGGGGCACGGCCAGUGUCCGCGGCGGCGCGCACUUUUCAGCGUUUUCGAGCGCCAAGUUUGCGCUGCGUGCGCUCUCGCAGAGCAUGGCGCGCGAGCUCUCGCCCAAGGGCAUCCACGUCGCCCAUAUCGUAAUUGACGGUGCGAUCGACACGCCGUGGAUCCACGAAAACUUUCCCAAGGCCAAGGAAUUCCAGCAAGUCGACGGCUUGUUGCGCCCGGAAGAAAUCGCCAAAACGUAUGUGCAGAUCCACCACCAGCACAAGUCGGCGUGGACGCACGAAGUCGACUUGCGUCCGUGGAACGAAAAGUGGUAA
This is a messenger RNA of Saprolegnia parasitica CBS 223.65, 735 nucleotides long. RefSeq lists its product as hypothetical. The coding region runs from base 1 to 735 and encodes 244 amino acids. NCBI's taxonomy places the organism in Eukaryota, Oomycota, Saprolegniomycetes, Saprolegniales, Saprolegniaceae. The transcript is spliced from 5 exons. The record is from RefSeq and is a predicted model, not a curated record.